Molecule: messenger RNA, 1293 nt
Organism: Actinia tenebrosa (Australian red waratah sea anemone)
Lineage: Eukaryota; Metazoa; Cnidaria; Anthozoa; Actiniaria; Actiniidae
Source: RefSeq, a predicted model, not a curated record
AACUUUAGAAAAUUAUAAUAGUGUUUUGAGUGAGAAAAAGCAGUGUUGGUUGCAGUCAAGACUUUAAACGAUAAAUCCUUUUUUCUGGGAUUUUAAAUCCUUGACUAACCUUCUCUGUUCGACCAUAUUUCUAAGGUUUUCUCCCCAGUUUGGUGCUGAUUCGUUGUGGUAUAAGAUGUUUGGAAUGUCGUGGUUUACCGUUGUCACGAUUUCACUUCUCCUUAACAAAUCAACAGUAUUUUCUCUGAGAUGUUCUUACUGCUCGUCCGGAAUCUCCUGGGAAGAUUGCAGUUCCAAGGAGAAACAUCAUUCCUGUCAAGUCCAGAAUGCAUGUAUCAAAUUUCAUCGAAAGAUUACCCAACCCAACGGCAAAGAAGUCCAGGAGUUCGUGAAAGCAUGUUUUCCUUCGUCAUUAUGUACACGUGAUAAUUGCUAUGAAUCAGACGAUGGGAAAGUCACAUGGUGUGAUUUUAGUUGCUGCAGCACGGAUCUCUGCAACCAAGACAAGUCAAAGAGCAAGCCUUGUGACAAUCCUACAAACUUGACCCAAGGCUCUACGCGCCCGAAAGACAAAACAAACAGUGGAAGAGACUCGCAGCCCGUAAAUAGAGCAAGGGACUCUAAUACUAAUCAGAAAAGAAAAGAUAAGAAAUCCAAAAAAAGAAAAGCUGUCCAGACCAUUGUUCCAAGAGCUGCUCACACAAGGAAAAACAGCAACAAAAAUAUUAGGAGUUUAGUCUACGUCACUGUUGCUAUGGUUUCAACUUCACUAGUAAUUGCUAGGCACUAGAUAUCGACAUAUUUUGGUUAGUGUAGUUUUUGAGCAGCGUUGUCAUGGCAGCAAUGCAUUCAUUUCAUAGGUUUGUCGUUGCUUAGCAACAAAUUUCACUUUCUGUAAAUAAUUGUUGUAAUAUAUUCAUACAUUCUUUUUUUUUACCUGUUUGGCAGAAAGUAGAUAAAGCUGUUUCGAAAACUUGCGUUGAUGCAUUGACCGCAGUGCUACUGAUACCAAUUCGUUCUCUUUCGUUUUCCUUCACGGUCAAGUUGACAAGUAAAAACGAAUAAUUGGAGAGCAACAUUAAACAGGCUUGGAUUACGUUAUAACGUAUUGAUGCUUAUAAAAUUCGUUUGAAGCAAUUUCUCGAGCUCAUAUCUCAAUCUGAACAAUAUAUCUGCAGGACAAACAAGUGCUAAAUAUCUUUCUUAAAAUUUUAUCAGAACUUACAUUUGACUUGGGAAUGAGAAUGAGAUUGUAUCUUGUGCCUUUAUGCAAUAAAGAUUAUAUGACCAUUA